Molecule: messenger RNA, 1725 nt
Organism: Exophiala viscosa
Lineage: Eukaryota; Fungi; Ascomycota; Eurotiomycetes; Chaetothyriales; Herpotrichiellaceae
Exons: 2
Coding region: 1-1515 (504 amino acids)
Source: RefSeq, a predicted model, not a curated record
AUGGACACCAACAAAUAUGCAGCAACGGCCCGACCAAGUGAGCUGACCCAUAUCUUCACCAAUCAGGACAGUCCAAACGACCCCGGCUGGAAACCGCCUUUCAUCGUCCAUGAUGGUGGAGAAGACUGCGGUCACCACAGGCUGUUCGUCAAUCAGCCUACUAGUGAGCGUCCCAGCAAAGGUGGCCAUGCCGUUUCCAUCGCCGACAUUUUACAGGCUCGAAGACGGAAAGCCUUCCGGUAUGAUGCCUACAGCUCGACGGAGUCAGGUUUCUGGAUGCACACUGCCCAUAUUGUCGACAUGCAGGCAGUUCAGACUGUCACUCAUACGAUUCCGCGAUAUUUCUUUCGAGUUCUCUCAGAGAUUUCGGCUGGUGUCAACACGAAUGACUGGUUCCGAAGCGAGGCAGUAAGGCAAGGUCUGGGUGCAGCGAUGGAAGACACCAGUGAGGCAGACAUCAGAGAAAAUCUGAGGGACCAUAUGCAUGAGAAGAAGGAUGGAUUUGCCAGUCAGUGGAUAUCGUUCACGAAGUCUCUCCUCGUCGCGUUGAACCGGGCUGUCAGGUUGAAGCAGAAGGGGCACAAAAACAUUCGCCUUGCUAUCGUUGACACAUUCAAACUUGACUCCGAAUCGAAGAUCUUCAGUGCAAGAGCGCUGCUCAAGGCCUAUGAUAUCAAUCUGUUCUUACGGAACUUGGAAGGCGCCGAAAUACUCGUGUGGGGGGAACUGAUCGCUCCAGCAGCCCUGAUACCUUUGGAGGAGUAUCUUCGAGGUGAGCGUGUUGAGAAUGGACUUUUUGAAGAAGGUUUCCGGCAGCUGCAACCUCAGCACUUUAAGCCUCUAGGAGAAGACACCGAUACUAUCCGAAAACAACGGUCCGGAGCCCUGAAUGCCAACUUGAGAGCCCCAUGUCACAUCAGGCCUACCAACUACUCAACUACCCGAGACUCGCAGCAGAAGAACAGAAGGGUCCCGAUGGCCGCAAAUAUCAUGCGCAAACAAGUUGACGUGGUCAAGAAACACUUUCCCUUGGAGUUUCAGUUUCCAGUCUUGAUCGCUCUUUUGUCUUCGCUACUUUACAAGUUCGAACGCGAUUCAGUGGUUGAGCAACUCGAGGUGAUCAAAGACGACCCUAUGAUAUUCAAUUAUGACUGCUGGAUCCGACCUUUCAAAUCCCCCGACUUACCUGAACUCGACUUCCAUGACAUUCUGCUGAAGGAAGCUGGCGAAUCCCUGGGACUGAAAGUGUUCUCUCUGGACGUGUUGUUGAAAACAGGAAAGGCCCGGCGCUUUUCGGUGCCAUCCACGCCACAGACGAUACUUCCAAGUUUUAAUCAGACGAAUGUGGACGCUGCAAUUUACUACGGGGACAAAGCAAUAACGGCGAUGAAGAAGAGGAAGGCCGAGGAAGAUGCACAGGCUAGAAGCGCAGCAGACGCUCAGACAAAAAGGCUACGCAAGGCCGUCCGGCCAACAGAAAUGAAGCUACAGGAUAUCUUGGACAGCAUCAAAUGAGAUCGAAGCAGUGGAGAGACACAAAUAUCAGCUCGGCGAUGAAACGGGCGCAAUGCGCUGAUGAAGACCAUGUGAAAUGAGGCUUCCGGGUAUGAGAGAGUCAACUGCGUGUAUAUAGGAGACAUAUCGCGUUCAAUCCAGCGUAGCAUCAUGAAGUCCAUGACCAUACGAUGAACCUGCGAAUCGGCACCAGGGAACGUAAUUACCCGC